Erinaceus europaeus (western European hedgehog) is the source of this 794-nucleotide messenger RNA. RefSeq names its product rhophilin associated tail protein 1 like (gene ROPN1L). The coding region runs from base 170 to 766 and encodes 198 amino acids. The record is from RefSeq and is a predicted model, not a curated record. The transcript is spliced from 5 exons. Lineage: Eukaryota; Metazoa; Chordata; Mammalia; Eulipotyphla; Erinaceidae.
UUGCGCCGAUCGAGCGGAGGAGGAGGAGCGGGUAAGGGCCGCCUCCCGCCGCGGGGCGCACGGGCCGACCCCUGCGGCCCCCCCAAAGUCCAGACCUCGGAUCCCGGAUCCCCCGAGCCUCGGCUGUUCGGCUCCCGCCUGCCCUCCCGCCUGACCUGGCCCCACUGUGAUGCCGCUGCCCGACACCAUGUUCUGCGCUCAGCAGAUCCACAUCCCGCCGGAGCUGCCAGACAUCCUGAAGCAGUUCACCAAGGCCGCCAUCCGCACCCAGCCCGCCGAUGUGCUGCAGUGGUCUGCAGGGUACUUCUCGGCGCUGUCUCGGGGGGACCCGCUCCCCGUCAAGGACCGAGUAGAGCUGCCCACAGCCACACAGAAGACGGACACGGGGCUCACACAGGGCCUGCUCAAAGUGCUGCACAAGCAGUGCAGCCACAAGCCGAUGGUGAAGGUGACGGAUCUGGAGCGCAGGUGGAGGGACCUGUGCCUGCCGGUGGAGCAGCUGCGGGCGCUGCUGAGGCUGGAGCCCUGUGAGGAUGAGAUCGAGUGGGUCAAGUUUCUGGCGCUGGGCUGCAGCAUGCUGGGCGGGAGCCUGAACUCGUCCAUGAGGAGCGUGUGUGAGGUCCUGUCCGAGGACCCCGAGGGCAGUGGUGCCCGCAUCCCCUUUGACACCUUCGCCCGCCUCUACCGCUACCUGGCGGGGAUGGACCCCGACGUCCAGAGCGCGGACACCGAGACCUACCUCAACACCCUCAAGGCCAACAUGUGAGCGGGGUUCUCUGGGGGCCAGGGAGACA